Molecule: messenger RNA, 3515 nt
Organism: Temnothorax curvispinosus
Lineage: Eukaryota; Metazoa; Arthropoda; Insecta; Hymenoptera; Formicidae
Product: zinc finger protein 211-like
Exons: 2
Coding region: 178-651 (157 amino acids)
Source: RefSeq, a predicted model, not a curated record
UAAUUUUAAAAUAAUAUUUUCUCUUCUAUGAGUCUCACUGUUAAAUGUUAUUAAACAUUGUUAAAAUUUGUCAAAUAAUAGUAAACUUUUCUAGGAUUUCUUAUUUCAAUCGAUUAGUGCCUGAAUCUUCCUUAGUCAUGAAUAAAUUUCAAAUCUGACUAAGAAAGAUGCUCGCGAAUGGCUGGUAUCAUGCGUGUUGAGAAACUGACCUACUUUGCCACGCAGACUUUGCCAAGCGACGACCGAAGUUUUUACGCGACGGCCCCGCAGCUGGAUCUCAACUUUGUGUUGCAAUCCUGCAAGGGCUUCAAGAUCGAAGGCAGUAAUAGGGAUUUCGGCCAGGAAUGUUCCAUAUCGAGGUCAACGACGAAUUAUUAUUCUCAUGGCCGCGUGAGAAAUACCUAUCAUCUGAAGGGCGGCGGAUUCGCCGCCGACAACAAGCCCCAUGGUUGUCCCAAGUGCGGCCGCAGCUUCACUGUCAAGGGCAAUAUGACCAGGCAUUUCAAGUACGAGUGCGGCCAGGAGCCGCGCUUCCAGUGUCCCUAUUGCGAGUUCCGCAGCAAGCAGACGUCCAACGUGAUGUCUCACAUCAGGAGCAGGCAUUCCGGUCAGAAGGUCUACGUAGUGCACCUCAAGUACGAGGACAAAUAAAAGAGAAGGACGAUCAUGCGGGACGAUGCAAUUUCACGCGAUGACAGUGAUUUUCUCCAUUUUAAAUGAGCGGGGAACCGCACUCGUGCGAACGGAAAAAGUCAUUUGGGAAUUUUGAAUUUUCACCGAAUAGAUUUUAUGUGAUCACGCUUUACGCGCGAGUUAUUCCAAGAUCGCGUAUAGUACGAUCGACAUCCGUUAAGAUAGAUCGGACAUGCAAUUAUUGCUCGCGAUUCUACGCGACGGAGAUGCCUCACGAACGUCCUUAUAUAGCUGUUAAGAGUUUCACGAGCGCGGUGCGGUUCCUACGUCGUCGGUCUGGUGAUGUUUAAUCGGUUUAAUUGCAAUACUUGAUUGCAACAAUCGCGGGGCAGAGGAGCGCGAAUAUUCGUUGGCUUAGUAUCGUAUAACGAGACGCGACAUGACGACUUCGUCGUGAGGGUCUGCUGCUGAUGGGCCGCGAAACGGCGAACCGUGUAAAAUUUGUAGCGGCUGGAAUAGCGGGACUCAGUAUUAUCGUCAGAUAUUCUCUCCGUCUUUACACGUUACGAAAUAUCUCCAUGCUUAGCAGUUAAUGAGCCGGCGCGCGGAACUUUUCGAUGUGCUGCGUGAAAUUACGACGUAUUCGGGAAUUGAUAGCGCUAUCGAUUUAGCCUCGGCGAUGUGAGGCUUUUUGAGAUACGCGAGAAAGGACGGGUCUUUAAGCGCGAGCACAUUCCGAGUUCCAGCAUUCGUGCGCUAUCCAAUAAGCAAUUUUUCGAUUAUUAGGGGCUUUAAGAGAGUCGUAUGUUUUUUAAAACGUAGAUGUAUACCUUUUAAAAGAUUCAGGUUGUGAGGUUGAGACGAUGGGACACGAGGAAACAUUUGCGUGCGUCUAAAUGUACCAGGAUCGAUCAGACUAGAUUAUGACGCCGGAAAGCGAGCGGCGUGCGUGUUAUCGUUAGCGAAGAAUUGUCGAUUUUACAAUUGACAAAUCGUCGGAAUUGUUAUAGACGACGAGCGACGAGCCAAGCGAUCAUGGGCGCUCGUCACGAAGACUGAAUUGUUACUAACAGGAGCCGAAAGUCUGAGAGAACAGGGUUUUAAGCGGUCGGAACAAACGUAGUUACCUUCUUUUUUUUUUAAUCACGAUAAUAGAGUCACACGCUGCCGUGAUUUUGUUCUUAACAUGAAGAUGCAUCGUUACACCUGGGACACUAAUAGCAAUCGAUAAACAUAGAAUAUAUUUCACCUAUCAACGCGAAAGUAGAUUGAGAAAUGUUGCUCUUCAUGUACCGCGGAAACACACCAGUUUGUCACACGUUUGGUUAUCUCUCGCGAUUUGAUAUAUUCGCGGCACGUGCCUUUUGUUUCUUGCAUUCGCAUCGCAUCCGCGCGGACGGAAGGGUCUCUUAGAGACACGAGACACGUUAGUGGCCGACUGUUUUUGUUGCUGUGAUAUAAUUAUUCGUAUAGCGAUAUAAGUGUAUUCUAAGUACUUACGUACGCGACGAAGCCACGUACUUAAAACAAAUACGUAUCUGUCGUCGCGCGUAGAAAACGAUUGUUCUUCAUACAUUCCGUUAGGUCUUCGGAUUAAGUUCUCUGCGUACUUAAGAUUCGUACUUAGGAUGUCGAGCAAGUUUUUGCGAGCGAGGGAUCACAUCCGCACGGGGUAUUUUGACGGACGCAAGCAAUUCUCGGGCCUGCGAGGCCCGUGUUAUUCGAGCUUCGCGCGACGUACGUCAAGAUACCCUUACCGAUUCCUGGCCGAUUAGGAACGCAACAUGUUUUCACCGUCGGUGUAUCAAUAGCGAUUUCCCGCGGUACGUUUUAUGAUCGUAUAUCGUCGCUGUGGAAAUGUAAUAUAAAAAAUAAAUUGAUGUUCGGACACCCUACUUGCCCUAAUGUGCUUCAGUAUUUUUCUCCCCGAUAUAUCCCCCAGCCCCCUUCAGUCUCUCCCUCACGUAUCUAGCACCAUGUUAUUUCAGUUUAAACAAACGGAGAGACGUAGGACCUCAUCUGACGGGUCUGCACGAUAGACAAUCUACUACGCGUGUGGUGUUUGUUUGCGGUCAAAACUAACGACGGAUGCCUCUCCCUUUCACGACUGUGAGGAACGUGUUUUUUUUUUCUGUUUCAAAUUUUCUACCAACGUGCUCGAUUAUUCACCCGCGUGCCACGAGACUAAUACCAUUUGAACAGUAAUCCAAUAAUCCAAAUCGUAACUUUCUACCUGCAUUUAUGUGCUUUGUUCUUUGCACCUUAAUAUCUAACGAACCACUCUUUCCCAGGGUCAGUGAGAAGUAUCUCCAAUGCGAUUUUCCUCAUUAAUCGCAGAUCGGCUGUCUCGUUAAUUAUCUAUCUCUAAUUUUCUCGAAGCUGAAAGAUUGUCGUCUUUUUUUUUUAACGAUAAACAUGUACAUAAACGAUAAACUUGUCGAUGCGCCCGAUGAUCAGAAGUUACCAGACGUAGCGAUCCGGACCGAGUCUCACAAUUCGGUUUUUGCUUUCAGAUCUCCUCAUGAUGGACUCCUUCAUGAACUUCGUAGGUCCCGACGAGCGUUCGCCCUCCCAGACUCAGAAGACCCUCUACUACUGCCCUAAGUGCCUGCACGGUUUCACCCUGAAGAGUAAUCGCAAUCGUCACUUCAGAUACGAAUGCGGUCACGAGCCCAGAUUCAAGUGUCCUUACUGCGAGCUGCGCAGCAAGCAAACGUCGCAGAUCUAUAGUCACAUCAGAAAAAAGCAUCCCGCCGAGAGAGUCUGGGUCGUCGAUCUAAAGUCCUAACGAAACGUGCGAACGUCACGUGGAUCUUCUGUCUUGGUCACGAGCAGUGUUGUGUAUUAUUAUGAUUUCAAGCAUAAUAAACGUUACUUCCACA